This is a messenger RNA of Culex quinquefasciatus (southern house mosquito), 2102 nucleotides long. Its product is annotated as glycerol kinase. Lineage: Eukaryota; Metazoa; Arthropoda; Insecta; Diptera; Culicidae. Gene Ontology annotation, cellular component: mitochondrion. The transcript has 4 exons. The coding region runs from base 186 to 1982 and encodes 598 amino acids. Gene Ontology annotation, molecular function: glycerol kinase activity. The record is from RefSeq and is a predicted model, not a curated record. Gene Ontology annotation, biological process: glycerol-3-phosphate biosynthetic process; glycerol metabolic process; triglyceride metabolic process.
GCAAACGCCAAUCAUAACAAAAACAUUGCAGUUCGCGUUCGGGUGGUUGUUUUUCUUGCGCGUGUGACGACAUAAAAAAAAUUAAGUAGAGACGAUGCUGUGCGCGUGAAGUCAUCUUCCUAUUUUUGUGAUAUUAUCCUUGGCGAUGUACGGGCUGUAACUCUUCCACACCGGAGUUUGUCACCAUGAACGGCGGUCCUUCGCGCAGUAAGUUUGGCUCGCUGCUCGGUGUCCUGUACGUGGGCCACACGAGCUGCAAGUUUCUGAUUUAUGCGGCAAAGAAUGCAGAGGUUCUAACGUGCCACGAGGAGAAGUUGGCGGCGAUUUCGCCACAGUCUGGAUGGGUUGAGUUUGAUCCGGUUCAGAUCUGGCAGUCGGCGAGGGAUUGUAUAAAUUCGGGGGUGCAGAAUCUGCUGCUGCUGGACAUCGAUCCUCGGGAUAUUGUGGGGUUGGGAGUAUGCAAUCAACGGGAGAGUAGCGUCCUUUGGGAUGGCGACAGUGGGCGGCCGUUAUGCAACGCGAUUGGUUGGUGUGACACGAGGACCUCGGGGGUGGUCAGCGAGCUGUUGACCAAGGUGAAGGGGAAGACCAACUUCCUGAAGGCGGUUUGCGGGUUGCCGUUUGCGAACUGUUUUAGCGCCGUUAAGAUUCGCUGGAUGCUGGACAACGUGGAAGGGUUGGAGGGGAAGGAAUUGAUGUUUGGGACGUUGGACAGCUGGAUUAUCUGGAAUUUGACCGGUGGGGCUGAUGGGGGGAUUCACGUGACUGAUGUGACUAACGCCUCGAGGACGAUGCUGAUGAACUUGGCGAGUUUGCAGUGGGAUCCGCGGUUGUGUAACUUCUUUAGAAUUCCGGCAAGUAUUCUGCCUCGAAUCUACAGCUGUGCCGAGGUUUACGGGUACGUAAGCGUUGGAUCGCUGGCCGGGAUUCCAAUCGCCAGUUGCCUUGGUGACCAACAGGCGGCAUUGCUAGGACAGAUGUGCCUUCAAGCGGGUCAGCUGACGUGCAACCUCGACGAAGGUUCCUACCUUAUGUUCAACACGGCCCAGGAGAUCAUAGACUCGGACAACGGACUACUGUCUACCGUUGCUUUCAAGCUGGGUCCAAACGCACAAACCUUCUACGCCCUGGAAGGAGCGAUCCCACAUUCCGGUAGCUCAAUCGGUUGGAUGUACGACAACCUGCAGCUUCCAAGCGAUCCCAACCAGAACGGCUCUCUUACCCAAAGCUUCCUUGGCGACCCCGGAGGCCCCUCAGCUGUCCUAUCUACCAUAUGUUCAAUGAACUCCUCGUUCGAAGGUCCAACAAUCAGUAACUUCAAAAACCCCAACUUCGAGGUGAUCCUAGUCCCGGCCUUCAGCGGCUACUACACGCCCUACUGGCGGUACAAAGCCCGCGGCAUGCUGUUCGGACUAACGCUACAGACAACGGCCCAGCAGAUCCUGUUUUCCGCGUACGAGGCCGUGUGCUUCCAGGUUCGGGAACUGCUCGAAUCCCUAGCCCGAGACUGCCGGAUGUGGCCCCAGGUGACGAAGCUGGUCGCCGGUGGUGAUCUCAGCGAGCGCCCCUUCCUGAUGCAAAUGCUGGCCGACCUUUGCGGCGUGAGCAUUGAGCGGCCCCAAACGUCGACCCCUGCAUGCUUGGGGACGAUGCUGGCGGCGGGACUUGCCACGGGGAUGCUCUCGCUGGAGGACUUUAAGGCGAGCUGCGUGCCACCGAUCGACUACUACCAGGCUGCACUUAAUUCUAGUCAACGAGAUAUGAAAUUCCGCAAGUGGAAGGUGGCCGUUGAUCGGUGCCUCAACUUUGAGUCCGUCUCCGAGACGGACCUGUCGAAGUUUCAGCAGGAAGCGCUGGAUCCCGACCACACGGUGCGUUGCUCCAUCCCGGGGUCGGUCUACGUCAUCUCGUCGUUUGCGCUGGUCGUGCUGGCGCAGAUUCUCCAACAGAGUGGCGGCGGCGUUGGUUCGCUGCCCAAGUAGUGCAGUACUCUCCGGGUAAGGUUUCCGGUUGUGUCGAUUGCGUGUUUGGCCGAGUUCGUAGAGUUACGCGUUUAACAGGUAGAGGAUAUUUCUCGCUUUGCGUUCGUUUUAGACGGGGUU